AUGAUCCGGAAAGGGUUGCUGAUAUUAUUGUCGGAUCUCAUCAAGGCGUUCAUUGUGUAUAGAUCGGAUGUUGGUAAGGAGGGAAGGUACGUUCCUGGCAUGAUAUCGCUGUGCGCCACCGUGUUGGUCAAUGUCGGACCUCAUCCAGUCGGACAAGUUUUCUGUACUCUGGCAAAUUUAAUGCAUCAAUAUUACUUCCUCGAUGUGUACAUGGUGAAGCGAAGGAAUAUGAAAAUGCGAUUUGAUUUUCUUGAGGUUCUACUGCGGGAGAGGGCGCCUUUCCUCGAGAAGCAUUUUUCGAUAUUGCAGCUAACCCCAGAGGUGUACUUCCUCCCCUGGUUGACCAGUGUCUUCACCCGAUGUAUGCCGUUUCAUGCGGUCUGUCGUAUGUGGGAUGGGUUCUUGCUCCUUGGUGAGGCUCAUGUGUUCACUUGUGCAUUAGCACUACUACGGUAUCAUGAGCAUGCUCUGAUGACUUCCGGAUUCGGAGGCUGUUUGGAGAUUCUUACCUCGCCACCAGAUGAGCGCUUAUUCGAUGAGAAUAAGUUCUUUGAUUACUAUAUGAAACUACCGGAGACAGUGGUCCCCAACGAGCGUCUAGGAGCAUGGAUGGCGGCCCAACGGUUGGGUGAAGAGAAGACCUCCUUGUUUGAGCUAUUGUUUUCCUAA
Messenger RNA from Perkinsus marinus ATCC 50983, 669 nucleotides. RefSeq lists its product as hypothetical. The record is from RefSeq and is a predicted model, not a curated record. Lineage: Eukaryota; Perkinsozoa; Perkinsida; Perkinsidae. Bases 1 to 669 code for a protein of 222 amino acids. The transcript is spliced from 5 exons.